This is a messenger RNA of Danaus chrysippus (African queen), 4308 nucleotides long. NCBI's taxonomy places the organism in Eukaryota, Metazoa, Arthropoda, Insecta, Lepidoptera, Nymphalidae. The record is from the annotation of a GenBank genome assembly.
AUGGAUCAGAGAGUGCAAUGCCCCGUGUGUACACUGUACCUACACAGUGGAAUGUCCUUAGAGACACAUCUGGACACACAUCCGAAAGAUCAAGUUAUUAAAGCAUUGUGCUGUCUCUCAAAGAGCGGCAGUAGUAGUAGCAGCAAUACCUUUAGUAGUAGAACACCUACCCCUUUGACCUCAGAGAGAUCUUACCGGAGUAGGUCGAGAACCCCUGCCACCGAUGACAGUGGCAGAUGGGCAGCAACGCAUCGUAAUAAUGAGAAUGAAAGGUUCUGGAGGAGGACUCCGAGCAGAACAAAGUCUACACCAACAUCUAAUACCUCAAGAAAUGCAACACCGGAUCUUAGAAUCGGAAGUAUUACAUUUGAAAAUGCCUCAAACAACAAUUCCACUCAGUGUUCAGACUCUUAUACAGUGAAAUCUGAUAAAACUCCGACAUACGGCUCUAAUGCACCAUCAUCUGACUUUGAUCAACCAUACCCCUUCUUUGCUGAGCAACAAGAUGAUCCUGAGAUUAAAUUUUCACGUAGUUCUGAGUAUAGUCCGCAGAUUGAAAAUACAAGCAAUAUUUUUGGAUAUAACAUGCCAAUAAUGGGGUCGGCCUCGAAAAUACCUUCUGCCAAUCCCAUAGCAUCUAGAAGGGGGAGUGAUUAUGUUAAAAUAGUGCCAAAAUCUGGUAAUGUGCUAUUAAAGAGUUAUGUUGGAGGAAUGCCGUACCUGUCUCCAGGGGGGAAACCAAUGCAUGUUGUAUUGCCUAAUACUCCACCAUUUGCACAGAAGAAUUUGCAGAGUAAUUUGGUUAUGCCGGGAUCAUUACAAGGAUCGUCGACAAUGGACCCGAAAACCGUAACAUCAAAUUCUAGCCAGUACAACCAAUUAACGACAGACACAUUCACACAAAGCAGUACAGUUGUCACUCAGAAUUCACAAAUUAUUUAUAGGGAAAUGGUUCACAAUGUUGACGGCAAACCAUACAUUUCCAAUUUACCGUCCACGGUUGGAAGUCAAGAAAAUACCACAAACGUAGCACAAUCUAGUUCAAUGUACCAAAACGUGAUGGUCGUCGACCAGUUUGGCAACACGUCAUGUAUGUACACAUCCCCACAUUUAUUACCUAAAACAAAUAGUUCUUUUAAUGAAAAUUUAUCAUAUGUUCAAAACGUGCCAGAAAAGUCUGUUCCUAAUGUAGUUAAUGAUGCAAAUAAGACUCUGAUUAUCGAAGUAAGCCCGAUGUUACCACCAGAUACUUCUAGCAGCGCAAGUGUGAGUCCAAGUCCACAACGGACAACACCACAGUCUGCAAUAAAGAAAAAUGAUAGAGAAAAAUCAGAAUCUAAGAGUGAUACUUCGGGAUCGACUAAAGGUCUAAAGAUUCUAAGCAAUAUUAAGGUAGAAGUUCCUGUGCAGCAUCACAAAAAUAUGCUCAACACUGUAAUGGAUCUUACUGGUUCAACGGACUCCGAUUAUCCUGAACAGUCAGUUACACCGGAAAAGAUAUUACCAGAUCUUGAUAAUCCAAGCACCAACGAUGACUGUACUCAGCCUUCGAUCGCAAGUGUUGAUAGCAUCGGUUCAAAUUCAUUUUCGGUCAUCAAAAAUUCUAGUAAUUCAUCGUUUAAAGAAAGCGUCAGUAAGACGGGUAGUAUGGACAACAAAUUGGAUACCGAGUUCUCGGAUAGCUGUCCCGUUCCUGAUCUGAUAUGCAAUGAGAAACCAUCGAUAUCGCCUUGCAGCGAGCUAUCAGAACACGGGGAUAACUCAACUGAUAGAACAUCCCCCAUGCCCAAACCAGAAAGCAGUCAAUCAGUCAUCUCAACUAACACCACAGACAGCGACAAAAAACCGCCGAACAAAACAAGAAACAAUUUACUCAGACUAAAUAACAUAUUCGUCAAAAAGCAUAAAAAAGUCCUCCAAAUAAAAAACGCUAAACUCUUCCCGCCCAAUCACAGUCAGAUACAAGAAACAAGAGAAUCAUCCUCAUCUAACAAAUCACCAGAAAACUUCAGCAUCAAUAAAAUUCAUUCCGAAAACGGCAAUACGAAGCCUGGUGGAAAUUUACAUAAUAUUAGUAUUGAAAAGAUUAAAGCUAUUGAAGAACAUCAGAACGAAUUUGACGCUAACACGGAGGAACAAUCUAUGGAUAUUGAACCAGUGACACCGUCUAACGUGAACCAUAGUCACUACACCACCACAGUCGAUAUGGUGCAUGUGAAAGAAGAAGUGAAUUCCAGCAACGAUUUCAGCAACGAAGAGAGGUCGUCCACUGAUAUCGCGCCCAUGGAAACCUUGAGACCUAUCAACGUUAUCAACUACAGCAACAUGACUGGAGACUUUGAUGAAGAAUCAAACCACAGGGAACUAUUAGAAUUGGAAGCAGCGUCAAAAAAUAAACAAUUCGUCUCCAUGAUGAAUGAAAACUACUUCGGCGAUAACAUCUACGCGGAUUACUUCACGCCGGACCGCGUUGAAGCCUUCGAUGCGGCCAAGGAGUCGAAUUACGUGAAAGACAAUACAAAGGAUCCAAUGUACAUUUGGGGGGAAUCGUCACAGAAGGAGAGCGAGUUCGUCUUACCAAACUUUAUCCACGAGAGUUACAAGAUAGCUGAAAAUGGGGUGGAUUAUAACGAUUUGGCGGAUAACCAAGUGGAAGUAGAUAGGUGUGAAAGGGAUAGUAAGGCUGAUGUAUUGAGUGAGGGGGAACCUCCGCUGAAUAUCUGCUCCGACGAAAGGAUGCCGCCGCGUGGCGAACUCAGCGGCCAAGAAAGCAACGGAGAUAUGGAGUCGCCUUGGAACGGGAUGUAUUCGGGUGUGCAACCUACGGAGCCUUACGAUCUUAUGGCUCGUGAGAGCUGGGUGUCCGAUGCUUCUGAUGAUGAAGGGAAUGAAAAAACAGAAAAUAUCGAGGAGGAAAUCCAUUUCCCUAAGAUGAGGCAAUACAACUGUGCUCAGUGCAGUACGAAGUUUGCGACGUUGAAGGAGAUGAGAGCUCAUAGGGUUGUCGCUCACGCCCUGCCAACUUGUUCCAGUACAAAGACCUCCUACAGCCGACUUAUGACUGCCCGAGCCAUCAAGAAAGAGGAAAAACCUGAUGAAUCUGUACUAGCUGGAAAUCUCCUAACUUUGGAUUCCAAGGAGUCAAUGGCGACUACCAUGAUGCAGGUAUACGAUUCCAUGAACGAAACCAAGCCGCAGAUAGAGAGAUUAAUUAAAACCGAGACUAAGAAACGCCGCCGGGAUUACGUGUGCCCUACAUGCAAGGAAGAUCAGUUGACCGAGGCGGGAUUCCACGCGCAUCUUAAGAUACAUCCCUUGGAGUGCCUCACGUGUGGAAAAUGCUUCUUCAAGCGCGCGAACCUCGCGUUACAUGCGAAGACUCACACCGGGAUAAAGAAUUUUAAAUGUGAGAUCUGCGAGAAGCGUUUCCUGACUCGCCAGAAGCUGACAGAGCAUCACAACGUGCAUACCGGCCGUACUCCCGUCAAGUGUACUAUGUGUGAUGACACAUUCCGAAGAUACUCCAACAUGGUACAGCACAGAGACAGACACCACUUCAAGAAGAAGGCAAAAGUCAGGGAUUUCCUAUGUCACUGCGGGGCGGUGUUCCACUCGAGGGCGAAGCUCCACUGGCACAAAGAGACUCACGAGGACAAGCCCAAGGCGUGCCUGUACUGCAGCGACAAGUUCGUGCACGCGGCUUCGCUCACACGACACGUGAGACGGACGCACAAUGAACACUUCAGUUCGCUGAGGAUCAAGGGAAAAUUGGAAAAUGUGCCGUGUCCUGUCUGUAAACAGAUGUAUCUUCGAACAAAUCUCCGAGCUCAUCUAUUAACUCACAGCGGCAAGCGGCCGUAUCACUGCAUCAUAUGCAACAAGGGCUUUACAACCAAGUGGAACCUCAAACUACACCGGUGGACUCAUUUAAGUCGGUCAGCGAAGCCCUACAAGUGUACUCUAUGCAAGGGAGCCUUCAUCAGGCAAACCGAAUACAUCUCACAUAUGAACGCUCACAAAUCAGUUCGCCCAUAUACCUGCAACUACUGCGGCUGCCAGUUCAUCAGGAAAUAUAAUUGUCAACGACACGUAAGAGAACACGAAACGGCUAAGAAAUACGUAUGCAAGGUCCCGGAAUGUGGUAAAUCAUUCCACAGAAGCUACUAUCUAUCAGAACAUAUGAAAGUACACAGCGGAGCUAGGCCGUUCUCGUGCAAUAUAUGCGGAAAAACAUCCAGUAAUAAGUCGAAUCACAAUAAACAUGUUAAAAUACACCACGCAAGAGAACCUGUGGCCACUGAAGCUUAG